This is a messenger RNA of Anopheles marshallii, 762 nucleotides long. RefSeq names its product copper homeostasis protein cutC homolog. The record is from RefSeq and is a predicted model, not a curated record. The transcript has 3 exons. Bases 1 to 762 code for a protein of 253 amino acids. Lineage: Eukaryota; Metazoa; Arthropoda; Insecta; Diptera; Culicidae. Gene Ontology annotation, molecular function: copper ion binding.
AUGGUUACACUGGCAAUGUUUGCUUGGAUGCUGGUGCAAAUCACAGACUCCCGAAUGUUGUUGCAACAAACAAUCGAAGAUCACUACUCAACAACGAUCAACAAACGGUGUUCUCUUUCGUCGUCACUGUCGUCGGACGAGAUCGAAUUAGAAAUUUGUGUGGAUACAUACGGAUCGGCCGUUGCCGCAAUUCAAGGUGGUGCGGAUAGGCUAGAACUCUGUUCGGCACUCAGUGAAGGUGGACUAACACCAACGGUUGGACUGUUGCGGCAAAUCAAACAAUACCUAUCCGAGCAUGAUCCACCAAAAACCAUUCCGGUGUACUGUAUGAUACGUUGCAGGAGAGGCAGUGAUUUUAACUACUCCGAACAGGAAAUGAAAGUAAUGCUUUUGGAUUUACAAUUGCUGGCACAAAACGGUGCCGACGGGUUCGUCUUCGGGGCACUGGAACCAUCAUCCGGUAAGGUGCAUCUAAAAAAUUGCGAGCAAAUUGUGGCCGCUGCAGGAAAGCUUCCACUAACAUUCCACCGAGCUAUCGACUGUACGGAUGAACAACGACUCGAGGAGAAUCUUAAUCUUGUAGCGCAGCUAGGAUUUUCGACUGUCCUUACAAGUGGCUUAAAACCGACGGCUGAACAAGGGAUGGACACGAUCGCGAAAAUGAAGGCUAUAGCCACUGAUAUAGAGAAGGUAUAUUAUCAACAGCCAUUUGUAUCGAACAAGAGACAAUAUACAUUUAAAACUGUUUUAGGUUACUGGUAA